AUGGACUACAUAGACAAGGUGGAUACUAUAUUGGGUGAUCGGUCGAAAUUGACCAGGUCGACGGAAAAGGAUAACACGGCUCAAAUUGGGGCGGCGCUUUCUAAGGUUUUGCGAUGCUUAGAACAUACGCGAGGGGAAGUCAUUGGUCGCGCUUGGCAGUUUCCGCAUGGCCAUCCGCUACCGCCGAAUCGUUUACGCGAGCUCGGUGGUGAUAUUCUUGCCGGACCAUAUCUAGUGUCAGACUAUAUUGAUCCAAUCACCCGAACCGCUUUUGUCCCACUGACUAGUCCGGAUCUGCUCAAGUGUCGCACGCGGUUUUUUGCCAUUCAUUUUCGCAUCAUUCAACAUAAAGAACCGAGUCAGAGUCAUCCAUCAGUCGAUUCUGCGUCCCCGAACGUGAACAACCCGGAGAAAGAACAGCAUUCACAGAAUUUGUCAGAUCUGUUCUCCGUGAUUGGGUUGAGCAUGCAUCGUUUCACACAUUCGAGAAUAUGGUAUCAAUCGACCUCCAAUGAUCAGUCAGUUACUGCGACUAACGCAUCUUCGUCUUGUGCUGAGUCUGACCCCCACGGUCCACGGUCGGUUCUGACUAAAGCCGUCCCUUACGAGCGCGCCCAACGAUUGGCCCUGUUGCGCUCAACGCGACUGCACGAAGCAUUGCUUCAUUGGCUUGCCUCCCCAGUAUCCGAUCGUGCCCAGACGAUUAAGCCUCUGCAUCCCAGACUGGCGUUACAUAACGCAUUAGAAUUAUUUAUCUGGAUCGUGAAUAUGUAUCACCAUGAAUUGCAUUGGCCAAAACAAUGUAUGGGACAAAAUGUGGAAUUUGAUUUUGAUACCUGUUCCGUACGUUCCCUUUAG
Molecule: messenger RNA, 858 nt
Organism: Echinostoma caproni
Lineage: Eukaryota; Metazoa; Platyhelminthes; Trematoda; Plagiorchiida; Echinostomatidae
Source: the annotation of a GenBank genome assembly